AACAAAGUCGGCCGGUACUCUGCUACUUGGAUCAUUUUCACUCAGAAAUUAAAUUCCUUUAACGUUCAUUGUUCCUUUUGAAAACAACAGUACAUCAUCACGGUACAGUAUACCAAUACUGUGCCAUGCUGAAGCAACACCGUAAACCGUCCCUGGAUCAGUGAACGAAGGAACUUCCUCAUCGCCUGCACUGCGCUUUCCAUAAAGUCCGGAACCGGAAAAGUUGUGUUCUUUUAAAGAGUUCGGAGUACAACGAGGCUUCUCCCGGUUGACUGAAGCGCUUGGACUUAUAAGGUUUCGAACCUGCCCACAUGUGAACUGGCUGUCCUCAGAUGAAGUGUGUGCUCAUCGCCAGUGAGAAUGCAGAAGUCCUCUUCUACUGGGCCGACCUGGACUUUGAGCAGAGCAUUCGGGAGCAGUACGGGGCUCUGCAGGAAGAAGGGGUGAAGCCUAUGGCCUUUGAAGACAGCAUCAACACCCUGUUUGCCCCCAUCAUCAUCUCCUGCAGCACCAUGAUUGACAGGAUUUGCGACAACUACACCUCCUUUAGCACUGAGAACAACCACGUAUACGUUUUGCAGCAGUUUGAAGAAUGCCUUUAUAUUGGAGUAUGUGGAGAUGGAGAAGAGAAUGAGGAGGACCUGAAAAGGAAGAUAUAUGUGUUGAAGAAACUAAUAGAGAUUCACUAUGGGAUGGUGACUCUUAGCAGCAGCCUACUGAGGAAGGAACUCCGACCACAUGACAGAGAUCAAAGGAAUCAUCUUUGGAGGAAAUUCCAAAGCCUUCUGGGAACCUACAGUCACCUCAAAGAGCAGGACCAGAGCUUUUUAGUAGAGGCAGUGGAGAGGCUGAUCCACCCUACACUUUGUGAGCAGUGCAUUGAGUUCUUGGAGCGCCGACUUGUGCAACAAAUAAACAGUAGCACGGAACGUGCCGGAGAAGAGGUUCUUCAUGCCUUCAUCCUUGUGCAUACCAAACUGCUGGCUUUUUACUCCAGCCGAAAUGCCAGCACUCUUACUUCCUCUGACCUGCUGGCUUUGAUUCUGAUGGUGCAGAACCAGUUUCCCAGCAACAGUGAUCUGGAGGACAUGUCCCCAGAGGAUAUUGAGAAUAACUCAGCACCUGAUGUUUUCUACACUCCUGAGCCAUCUCCUACUAGUAAGGACUCUGGUCCAUCUGGAGCUGAACAGGAUUACACUCCUGUCUUUCAGUUUGUUGACCCUGACAUUCAGAUGGCAGAAGAUAGCUUACAGACUCUUGAAGUUCCACCACCAGACCCUUCCAUGCCUUCACGAGUCUUCCUUGAAGUCACCUCCAAAGAUGGCUUUUGUCCCAUGAUGCCUCACUCCAUGUACUGCCUGACACUGUGGCCAGGCAUCACAUUGGUGCUGCUGACCAAGGUUCCCAAUAGCCAAUUGGCCACAUCUGUCUACUUUUUCCUGGACAGCUUCAGCCAGCUGGAGAGGAGGCUUAAUGAAGUGCAGGAUGGGACCUCUGUUUCUCGCAGUCAGCACUCUUUGCAUGACCUCCGCAAUAAACUUGACAAAUUCAUUCGAGCCCUAAGUAGUAGUGACAUUCAGCUGCAAAAUGCCUGGGCUGAAUUCAAGAGCAAAGUGUUCUCAAGAAGUGGGCCAGGAGUCAGUCGGGAAUUGCUCCCAUGUUGUAAGAACAUGAAGACUUGUCUGUGUGGAGUGUACAGACAUUAUUUUUUGGUGGAGACCACUAGGAGCAGCCAGCGCCUGUCUUCCAGCCUGCAAGAGCGAGCCCAGCAGUCAGUGCAAGAAAAGUUGUUAGACUGGAAGGACUUCCUGCUAGUGAAGAGUAAGAGGAACAUCACCAUGGUGUCAUACCUGGAGGAGUUUCCUGGCUUGAUCCACUUCAUGUACGUUGACCGCACUGCAGGGCAAAUGAUUGCCCCAUCCAUCAAUGUUACAGACCGGUCCACUUCUGAGCUGGGAAAAGGACCCCUGGCACACUUUGUCAAAAACAAGGUGUGGAGUUUUGUGGAAAUGGCUCGACGCUACCUUCAGAAGGGAUACACUACCGUCACCCUUAGGGAUGGAGACUACUACUUGUGCUACUUUCUGUGGUUUGAGAAUGAGACGGGCUACAAACUGGAGGUGUUGGACCCGCCCACCCUUCGUGAUUACUCUGCCCCCAUUGGAAUGCUGGCCUCAGAUUACUACAGGAAACUGCUCAGGUAUUACAGUAAGAGCCAUAAUGCAGAGGUAGUGAAGUGCUAUGAGCUUCUGAGUGUCCACCUGGGUGUGAUCCCCACUGAGUACAUCCUACAGCACUGCUGCCAACUGGCCCGCAAGCUGUGGGAACCGUCCCGCAUCCCUCUGCUGUAAGGGGUCAGAUCAGGCCCUAACCUGCAAUUUCCUGCUGGAACCUUUGACAGAGUCCUCAGAGGAUGGCAGUACAACAGUGUCCAGCAUACUAAUUUGACUGUCAUUGCUGCAGUAACCCCAACAGCGGGUUGAUGCUAUCCUCCUAUCUCACCUGGGUUUAAAAGUCCUUCAUGGCUGUGUUGUCAACAAGCCUUAAACUUAAACAUACUGUUAAUGACACUGGUCAGUCUGGUCAAAGAAAUCAUUCCUGUUCAUUGCACUAAUAUUGCACUCAUCUUGUUUUUGAAGUCCAGAAUUUCGGGAGUGAUUACACUGUUAGAACAGACAUUUAGGUAAUUCUCUCCUUACUCCUGCUGCAAUUGUGCUUGCACUGGAAACGUUGUUAGCCUGUAUAAUCCCAUAAGGGCACUCCUGGAAGCAGAGGCUGAGAAACAGAACCAAAGACAGUGACAUAGUGGCAUGCAGUGUCACUGUCCUGCUUUCCCUGUCUUCUGUAUGCAUCUUUCUAGGAUGCAAAGGUGCAUUUGGAGUACAAGAGGAGGAAAGGAAAGAACUCCUUUGUUUCUAGCAGUAUACUGUCUCAUUAUAUUCUAAGAUCACAGUGCUGUCUCUGGUCCUGUGUGGCCUAAGUAAAAAUAAAAUUUGGAGUUUAUUAUUCCCGUUUUAUGCCCAUUUAAAUUUUUUUUUUUUGCACAUAAAACUGUGAUGUUUGUCAGAUUGGCAGAUGCAGACCAUGUUUGUGUAUGGCUUAUUACUUUUAUUUCCAGUUGUUGUAGAUUGUAAAUCUCAGGAUAAUAAUCAUGUGUUUUUCUGCAAGGGCAGGCAACUUAUUAUGCUGGAAAUCAACUCCAGUCUUUCUCUGUUCUUGUAUAACAUUUAGCAUUUGAAAAUAGUUUACAGCAUUUUUACACUCAAUGUCCACAACAUACCUUGGACUUUCUUUUUUAAUU
Scleropages formosus (Asian bonytongue) is the source of this 3301-nucleotide messenger RNA. RefSeq names its product HPS1 biogenesis of lysosomal organelles complex 3 subunit 1 (gene hps1). Gene Ontology annotation, molecular function: guanyl-nucleotide exchange factor activity. The record is from RefSeq and is a predicted model, not a curated record. Gene Ontology annotation, cellular component: BLOC-3 complex. The transcript is spliced from 18 exons. Gene Ontology annotation, biological process: vesicle-mediated transport; melanosome assembly. Lineage: Eukaryota; Metazoa; Chordata; Actinopteri; Osteoglossiformes; Osteoglossidae. The coding region runs from base 333 to 2351 and encodes 672 amino acids.